AUGGCCAGAAGGAACCUAACCAUGUUGACUGAGUUCAUCCUUCUGGGAUUUACAGAUCAGCUGGACCUGCAGAUUCUGCUCUUUGUGAUAUUUCUAGUAAUUUAUCUCAUCACCCUGAUAGGGAACCUUGGGAUGAUGGGGCUAAUCAGGAUCAGCUCUCGACUCCACACCCCCAUGUACUUUUUCCUCAGUCACCUCUCUUUUGUUGAUAUCUGUUAUGCCUCCUCUAUCGCACCCAAGCUACUGGCAAACGUCUUCGUAAAGAUAAAAACCAUUUCCUUUUCUGGUUGCUUCACCCAGAUGUAUUUCUCCAGUGCCUUGGUGACUACGGAAUGUUUCCUUUUGGCGGCCAUGGCCUUUGAUCGUUUUGUAGCCAUCUGCAAUCCACUGCUGUACGCAGUCAUCAUGUCUAACAGAGUCUGCAGUGAGCUGGCCUUGGCAGCGUAUAUUUAUGGUUUCCUCAAUUCACUGAUACAGACCGCUAUGACUUUGCAAGCCUCGUUCUGCAACUCCAAUGCCAUUAAUCACUUCUACUGCGCUCAUCCACCGCUACUAUCUCUUUCCUGCUCUGACAUUCAUGUUAAAGAGAAACAGAUCUUCUUUAUUUCCACACUGAAUCUUGUCAGCUCUCUGCUGGUGGUCCUUCUCUCCUACUGUUGCAUCUUUGUUGUGGUCCUGAAAUUCCCUUCAAGAGAGGAAAGGUGCAAAGCUUUUUCUACCUGUGUAACCCACCUGACCGUCAUUGCUCUGUUUUAUGGGACCCUCUUCUCCAUGUACUUUCAAGAGCCAUAUACAAAUCACGCCUUGCCUUAUGACAAAGCAGCCUCCGUGUUUUAUAGUCUCAUCGUUCCCAUGUUGAACCCCCUGAUCUAUAGCCUGCGUAACAGAGAUGUGAAGGAGGCCUUGAGAAAAGUGAUAGAGAGGAAAGUUUGGGGAUGA
Ornithorhynchus anatinus (platypus) is the source of this 939-nucleotide messenger RNA. RefSeq names its product olfactory receptor 1020-like. Gene Ontology annotation, cellular component: membrane. Gene Ontology annotation, biological process: G protein-coupled receptor signaling pathway; sensory perception of smell. Gene Ontology annotation, molecular function: G protein-coupled receptor activity; olfactory receptor activity; odorant binding. Bases 1 to 939 code for a protein of 312 amino acids. The record is from RefSeq and is a predicted model, not a curated record. Lineage: Eukaryota; Metazoa; Chordata; Mammalia; Monotremata; Ornithorhynchidae. The transcript has a single exon.